Lachancea dasiensis is the source of this 687-nucleotide messenger RNA. The record is from the annotation of a GenBank genome assembly. NCBI's taxonomy places the organism in Eukaryota, Fungi, Ascomycota, Saccharomycetes, Saccharomycetales, Saccharomycetaceae.
AUGAGUGAAGUUAACGGUACCACCAAAAACCCAAUUAUCUUCGCUCCAGAGACGUAUCAGUACGACAAAGAAUCCUUGGAUGAAGAACAAGUUAGUAGUGAUCCUAUUGCGCAAUUCACUAAGUGGUUUGCCGAGGCCCAGCAAGACCCCAAUGAAGCUAUUCCAGAAGCGGUGAAUUUUGCUUCUGCCGAGCUUCCUAGUGGGCGGAUAUCCUCCAGAGUUUUGCUCUUCAAGGAGCUGGACGAUCGUGGAUUUACCAUAUACUCCAAUUGGGAAACAUCGAGAAAGGCACAGGAUGUCAAGACCAACCCACAGGCUGCAUUAACAUUUUUCUGGAAGAACCUUCAGAGACAGGUGAGAGUAGAGGGGCUUGUAGAAAAAGUCAGCCGUGAAACCUCUGAACGCUACUUUAAAACCAGGCCUCGCGGCUCAAAGAUCGGGGCUUGGUCUUCACCUCAAUCAGCAGUUUUAAAGGAUCGCGCGGAAUUAAAGCAGCUUGUGGAGCACAAUGAAGCUCGGUUCGACGGUGUGGAAGAUGUCCCCUGCCCCGAUUUCUGGGGCGGGGUACGUGUGGUACCCUUGAUUGUAGAAUUUUGGCAAGGGAGACCCAGUCGUUUGCAUGAUCGUGUUGUUUUCAGAAGAAAGUCCGAGAGCGAACCUUGGGAAUUGUUGAGAAUAGCGCCUUAA